This is a messenger RNA of Lasiosphaeria miniovina, 1007 nucleotides long. RefSeq lists its product as uncharacterized. The record is from RefSeq and is a predicted model, not a curated record. Lineage: Eukaryota; Fungi; Ascomycota; Sordariomycetes; Sordariales; Lasiosphaeriaceae. The transcript is spliced from 2 exons. Bases 1 to 663 code for a protein of 220 amino acids.
AUGUCGACGCUGCCGAUUUCCGGAAGGUCAGUAUCUGGCAACUUCUGUUACAAGACGGCCCGGGACAAAACUGAGAAGAAUCGGAGAAGGGAAGAGCAGUCAGAGAGAGAAAGAGCAGCAGCAGAAGCCGAGAGGAAACGAAGAGAGGAUGAGAUACAAGCUGCUCGGGAGAAGGCGGAGCGAGAAAGGAGGAGGGAGGAAAGAGAGAGGCUCGCCGAAGAACGCACUCGACAAGCCGCCAGAAGAGCACGCGAAGAACAAGAGCAGGCAGCCAAAGAGCGGAUACGCAAACAGAAGGAAAAGGAAGCAGCAAUAAGAUCGGAAGAAGCCGCAACGAGGAUCAGGAUCGAGCAGGAACGAGCUGCGCAGGAGCGACUGAAGAGUAUCCUGAUCGAGGAGAGGCAGGAAGAUGCCCGCCGCACCUGGGCAGACAUGAGAGAAGCAGCAGAGCGUCGUCGACAAGCCGAUUCCGGUGCCCAGCCGCUGGCGCCUCCUGGGUCUCCCUAUGAUUCUGCAUGUGCUCAUCCAUGCUUCGGCUGGCCAAAGAAGAAGGGCAGAGCCACCUGUGUGUUCUGCGGAGAGAUCCGUAGAAAAUGGCUGCAUCGUUGCCCCGACUGCAAGGCAUUGGCCUGCCCAAGCUGCAUGCUUCUUGUCUCCCCCUAGCUGGGCUUCAGGACAUCUCGACUCGCGCGUCACAGUAACCGGCAAGUAGAGCGGCUGUAAGGAUCGACGGGAAAGAGAACCUGCAAGUCAAGCGUGGAAGAGAACAACAAGAGGGGACGUAUAUCGAUAGAUGGGAUGGAAUUGGUGGAGCUGUUGCUCGCUGCUAGCUGGUGUGUAUUCAUACACAAUUCCCAACCCCGAGCCUUUUUAAUACAAAGUUUAGUAAAUAAAUUAAACAGCAGCUCGUCAUUGACCAGGUGGCAUCCAUUCCCGGGCUACAACGACAGGCCGGUAACUGCAAGGCGGGCCACAAGGCUGCAUACCUUAGGCACCGUAUUGUAAAG